Haemonchus placei is the source of this 690-nucleotide messenger RNA. NCBI's taxonomy places the organism in Eukaryota, Metazoa, Nematoda, Chromadorea, Rhabditida, Trichostrongylidae. The record is from the annotation of a GenBank genome assembly.
AUGACGGACGUGAAGGCGUUCCUCUAUGAGAUCUGUAUUCCAGCCAUCGGAGCGCUAUGUUUCCUGGCUGCAGUACUUAAUAUUGCUGUAUUCAUCUCCAGAUUUCAUGUGAAAUCACGCUCGGCAACGUUGGAACUCACCUACUCACUGGCUUUGUCGGACACAUGGACAAGUCUGGUCAUAGCAAUCUCGCUCUGUUGGAAUUCCUACAAGCCUGUUGUUCUACAAAUACCAAAUAACUCCUAUUGCUUCCCUCUUACCUUGGAGAUCGUAAUAUUCUUCAUAUGGGCCGUUCCUCCUUUGGCACUUAUCAUCUACUUUAGUAGUUGGCCAGGACAAGGCUAUAGGAACGAAGCCUGUAUCAACAAGUCAUUCUACGAAAAUUUCUACUUUCGUGCUCAAAUAUCACUAAUUAUAAUUGUCCUAAUGAUCACUACAACUGUACUAUACUGGAAAAUGCUUUCCGAAGUCAGCGAGGUGAGUAAACUUGUUAGAUGCCGAAUUCAGAACGUCCUUCGAAAAAUUUUUAAGGUUGUACCGCAAAACCCUAAAUUUCCCUUGACCAUCCUCUUUAGCUGUCAGAACCGGACACUGGUACAGGCUUACAGUAUCUGCCCUUCUUUGCCUUUUCAUCUAGUAGGACCUUACUAUUUUUGUCCAUCUAGUAGGACUUUACUAUUUUUACACUAG